UAGAGAUGGAGAAGGCUUCCUCUUUGAGCUCAACAAGGAGACGAUGUGUUUUUCAGACAUCAAUCUCGCCCCACCUUGAACCCGAAGAGAACUAAUGGAAUACACGACUACCCAUAACGGCACGUUCCGUGACCAUUUAAUUUUCCUUUUGCUUUCUCUUUUUGUGAAGAUCCAUGCAAGUCAUGUGAUUGAAGCGCUGCCUCCACCACGGAAUGUAGUUUUGAUGACCAUGAACACCAAUUACACACUGAAGUGGGGCUGGAACGAGACGACUUCGAAGACUGAAGCUGUUUCGUUUUCGGUCCAAUAUAUUUCGAAAUACAAGCUCGAAUCCAAGAAAAGGCACAACUGGUCUAUUGCCUGUGACAAGACGUCUUCCAAGUUUUGUGACCUUACCGCAUAUAACCUACACUAUUUGGGCAUCUACAUGCUGCGUGUACGCACCAAUGACAAUCACAGUCAUUCAGACUGGGUGCAGAAAGAAUUUUGUCCUGAGAAGCAUGCUGCAGUUGGUCCACCAUCCAAAGUGGAAUUGGCUGUUUCUGUGAACAACCUUGAUGUUUUUAUCUCCGAUCCACUGACCAAUUCAAAUCGCUCGAUGAAAGUGAAUCUUCCCAAGAUGUAUUACAACAUUGUGUACUGGGAACAUCAUGCAAACAAGCGGAUCCCACAACCCCAAAUUAUGAACACCAGUACGAAUAUGGUAACUCUGACAGACCUGAAAUUUUGGACAUUGUACUGUGUUCGGGUCCAGUCACGUUCUGACCGUCCCGACAAGAGCAGCAAAUUCAACUUGCCGCAUUGCAUUCAGACUGAUGGCUUCAUUCCUUGGUGGCAAACUGUUGUGUACUUCUUGGGCUCUUUGGUAAUGAGUUGUACAGUUGUGCUCCUCCUCUUGUAUAUUCUCUUCAGAUGUUAUAAGACAUUCAAGGCAACGUUCUAUCCCUUGAUCCAGCUUCCACAAAUUUUCCAAAAGUAUCCUCUUGACCCCCUUGGGUCUGAUAUUCCUUGUCUUCUGCCCGUGGAAUCUGAAGCUGAACUCUUUUGUGAUAUCGUCACAAUAUGUCCAAAACCUCCGGAACAUCACAGUCACUCCUCAAAAGAUCCAUCGAUGCCCCCUUUCGGUCUGGAGCCUGCUAGUAGUUCAACUGCUCUGUACAAUCAUCAGGACAUAAGGAGAAGCACAGACUCUGGAGUUUACUCCACUGAAGGCAGCAAAUGCCAGCAACAUCAGUUAAACAGCAGUCAAUCCUCCUUCGAGGCCGACCAAGACCCUGUUGACUUGGAUCCUGUGAAAAUACACGACAUGAGUCCAGGGCAUGACAGUCAGUGUGAGAAUGCGGUUGAAGGUUUUAUAGACCUUUGUGUCUGAAGA
Messenger RNA from Hippocampus comes (tiger tail seahorse), 1375 nucleotides. Its product is annotated as interferon alpha/beta receptor 1b-like. Gene Ontology annotation, molecular function: protein binding; interferon receptor activity. Gene Ontology annotation, cellular component: plasma membrane. The coding region runs from base 95 to 1372 and encodes 425 amino acids. Gene Ontology annotation, biological process: cytokine-mediated signaling pathway. NCBI's taxonomy places the organism in Eukaryota, Metazoa, Chordata, Actinopteri, Syngnathiformes, Syngnathidae. The record is from RefSeq and is a predicted model, not a curated record. The transcript has 8 exons.